AUGGCCGCUGAGACAACGCGCCGGGCGUCACUCAAUAGCCACUUUUCCAAGGCCAGGAUAUCGAGUCGACCGGAUCUCAUUGGGAGCAAGAUUGAUCGGCUCUGCGGACGUAUCAAUGACUUCGCGAGCACUGGCCGGAGCCUGCCGCUGGGUGACACCAUAAGCGCUUUCCAGCGCGAUGUUUCCAACUAUUUCGUCCUUGGAAAAGAUUUUGGGGACUUGAAAAAGGAUGACUUUGGCUCUUUCAUGAUUGCCUCCGCCCGAGGCAUUGAACCCAUGUGGCACCGUAGCAAGCACAUGCCGUGGUACGGCCGCUUCAUGCACUCGAUUUUCAAGGACUUCCUCAUCAAAAACGCGGAUCCGAUCACAGCUGCUUAUAUGAGCUACGCCAGGGCAAGUCCGGCCGAUUAUGUCUAG
Neoarthrinium moseri is the source of this 417-nucleotide messenger RNA. RefSeq lists its product as uncharacterized. Gene Ontology annotation, molecular function: heme binding; iron ion binding; oxidoreductase activity, acting on paired donors, with incorporation or reduction of molecular oxygen. The record is from RefSeq and is a predicted model, not a curated record. Lineage: Eukaryota; Fungi; Ascomycota; Sordariomycetes; Amphisphaeriales; Apiosporaceae. Bases 1 to 417 code for a protein of 138 amino acids. The transcript has 2 exons.